AUGGCGCAUGGACAGCUUCGUCAGGAAAAUGAGGGCCACUUCGAUGAUGUGUGUACUGAAGAAAAAAGUGGCAUCAAGAUUAUUGAGGCAGACCAUGGCGAAACAACGAGAUCAAUCAACGGUGCAGAAAACCAUGAAAAAAAUGUGAGAACAGUCAACAUCGGAAUCUCCAAUUUGAGCUCUAGAGGGAUGGCGUUAUCGGCAUAUGUUAUCCAAACCAUACAUGGAUACCAGACUCGCAAGAUAAAGGCUAAAAACAACACCGACACACGACAAGUGGCCAGAAUGAAAUCGGCCAAGUGGUUCUGUGUGAGAGCACGCAGAGAAGCAGUAGAAGAUAAAACCUCCUCGAAGGGAAGAAACAAAACUGGGCAAUCGUCACGAGCAUCUGUGCCAUCCUAG
This is a messenger RNA of Mitosporidium daphniae, 402 nucleotides long. RefSeq lists its product as uncharacterized. Bases 1 to 402 code for a protein of 133 amino acids. The transcript has 6 exons. The record is from RefSeq and is a predicted model, not a curated record. NCBI's taxonomy places the organism in Eukaryota, Fungi, Microsporidia.